Molecule: messenger RNA, 1655 nt
Organism: Esox lucius (northern pike)
Lineage: Eukaryota; Metazoa; Chordata; Actinopteri; Esociformes; Esocidae
Exons: 5
Coding region: 1-723 (240 amino acids)
Biological process (GO): response to bacterium
Source: RefSeq, a predicted model, not a curated record
AUGGCAGGUGCUGUUUCCUCCAGUCAGGAUGGGAUCUCUGGGUCAGAGGUGGAGCUGAGAGUCCGACCAGGAGACAAUGUGACUCUCUACUGUGACAUGUUACUCCCUAAUACCCUAAUUGUGUGGUACAGAAACUGUUCUCAUGUGGACCAGCCACAUUUGGUCAUUACACGUCACAAGCGGGUUAGAGACCCGAAAUAUUUGGAAAACUUUCAAAGUGCCUUUUCUCGGUUUACUCUGGUUUGGAACAUCAGUAAGAGGACCCAUGACCUACUGAUUGAGAACGUCACUGAAUCAGACCUGGGACUCUACUACUGUGGGACUAACACAACUAUAAUGGAAGAAGGAAACCAAACUGAAAAGGAAGACUUCAACCGCUAUGGAAAUGUCAUCACCAGGCUUUCAUUUGACAUCAGACCUGAGUCCUCCUCACCUCCUGUAGACUGUGGUCUGUGUUGGAUUCUGCUGGUCAGUUUGUGUCCUGUGUCUGUCCUCCUCUCCUCUACCUGUGUCUACUCCUUCUGCAGAAGAUCAGUUGGAACUGAGACUCAGCCUACUCCAGACAUGAAUACCAACCAGCACAUUGUCAGCAGCCAGAAGUGGGAAGGCGAUGUGUGUUAUGCCUCACUGGACAUCCGUCAGGGACAGAAGAGACCAAAGAAAAUGAAGGUUGAGAACUCUGAUCUCAGUACCUAUUCAGCCAUCAAUACCAUCAGAGAGUGACUUAUACCAACCAUCAAAACCAUCAGAGAGUGACCUAUACCAGCCAUCAAUACCAUCAGAGAGUGACGUAUACCAACCAUCAAAACCAUCAGAGUGACCUAUACCAACCUUCAAUACCAUCAGAGAGUAACAUAUACCAGCCAUCAAUACCAUCAGAGAGUGACCUAUACCAGCCAUCAAUACCAUCAGAGAGUGACGUAUACCAACCUUCAAUACCAUUUGAGUGUGACCUAUAUCAGCCAUCAAUACCUGCAGAGUGACCUAUACCAGUGAUCAAUACUAGCAGAGUGACCUAUACCAGCCAUCAAUACCAUCAGAGAUUGACCUAUACCAGCCCUAAAUACCAUCAGAGAAGGACCUAUACCAGCCCUCAAUACCAUCAGAGAGCGAUCUAUACCAGCCAUCAAUACCAUCAGAGAGUGACCUAUACCAGCACUUAAUACAAUCAGAGUGUGACCUGUACCACCCACCAAUACCAGUAGAGUGGCCUGUACCAGCCAUCAAUGCCAGCAGAGUGACCUAUACAAGCCAUCAAUACCAGCAGAGUGACCUAUACAAGCCAUCAAUACCAUCAAAGAGUGACAUAUACCAGCCAUCAAUACCAUCAGAGAGUGAUGUAUACCAGCCCUCAAAACCAGCAGAGUAACCUAUACAAACCAUCAAUACCAGCGGAGUGACUUAUAUCAGCCAUCAAUACCAGCAGAGUGACUGGUAUAGGUCAUACAGCUGGUAUUUUUUGUUGGUACUAUAUAGGUCAUUUAGCUGGUUUCAAUACCAUCAAUACAUGAAGAAUAUAACCUAUACCAGCCAACAAUACCAGCAGUAAGACCUAUAGCAUUACAAAGCAGCUUGGGGGACAACGAAUGACAAUGAGAGCUUGCAUAUUUGUAAUUGUGAAGUUUUAUGUAUAUUUGGAUGUAUUUAACUUCUGA